CUGUCUGUCAGUCCCAAGUGCCAAUCACUUCAUCAAACGGAUCUAACAUACUUUUGUAGUUUUUGUUUUGGAUUUUUAAUAAGUACUGAAGUAGUAUAUGUUAUAGAAAAUAUAGUAUUUUGUAAUGUCAGAUUGUGGAGAGCAACAAAGUCUUCUUCAGAAAGAUGUUUCUGUCAGAGAUAGACAAAGAAAAAGACAUAACUAUGAUAGGCACAACAUGUUUAAUACUAGUGAAUUGUAUUCUGAUGAAGAACAUUGGGAUGAAACCGAUUCUAGUAGUUGCUGUUCGUAUUACAGUGAUUGCCAGUCAAGUAGUUCAGUUAUUGAAUGGGAAACUGAAGUUACUCCUGAAGGUGAUCUGUUCUACAUCGAGUCAUUUAUUCAGCCAAGGUAUCAUCAUAAGCAACCUAUUGUAGAAAAUACCGCUUCAAAAGAUGAGGAAGUACAACACAAAGAUGAAGAUAAGAGGAAAGUCACAACAAAAGGAAAACUGGUCCGCUUGAUAAGGAGGCGGAGUAGCAGAAGAAGCACUCGAAAGAAGACAACUGAGAAUUUAAAUCAAGAUGAUAAUGAAGCAAACAGUCGGAGUGGAAAUAAAGUCACGUUUAGAGAAUCUCAGGAAGGAGAGUGUAGAGAGGUAACCCUUAGUGUCACACAAGAGGACAACAAUUUGGGUCGCAGAGCUACUCCUGCUGAGAAUCUACUUGGACUUAUUUUGAGCACAUUUUCUGACAAGACACGAAUCAUGGUUGCCGGUUUCAUUCCAAAUAGCCAAGCUUCCAAAAAACGGAACAUCAAAGUUGGGGAUUGGUUAAAAAGUAUCAAUGGAGAAGAUAUCACCAAUGACACAAUAAAUUUGGUGUUGAAUAAAAUUACACCACCUUGUGAGGUUGUCUUGAAACUGCAGAGAGUUGCGGAGUGUGAUGUGACUCAGCCAUCCUUGUCACAUGGUGUACAUAACAAGGUAACAAUUACACAGUCAGAGCUAGUACAGCAGAUAGUGAGUGGGAACAGUGACUGUGAGAGAAUGGCGUAUUGGGUGGUAUAUGCUACACAGGAGGGGGUAACUGAGUGUGGACCUGCAGACCAGGGAUUACUCUACCACUUUCCCCGUCAGGACAAUGUGUUGAGUGCAGCCCGAGGUUCCUUCAUCACCAUCAACCACCUCCUGCCAGAGCUUACUACCUCCUCGCCCAUCAGCACCAGUAUCACAUAUGAAGGGCAACUAAUUCAUGUCAUUUACACCUCUGAGAACAAAGAGCUGUUAUUGUUAGCUGUCCCAGCGUCAAGGUGCACCUUAAAAGAAGCAGUUCUGUUGAACAAUGCAGUUAUACUGUAUCUUAGAUUUGUACAUCAAACUUUGUCAAGUAUUUUAUUUUUAGGUGUUUUUUCUAAUAAAGAAAAUCAUUGUGCUCUGGACAGAGUUUUUUCUCUGGUGCAGACUUUAUACCUGAGUUCUUCUGAUUUUUCUUUACAAAGAUUUGAAGCUCUGUUGCCUGCAGCCCAUUUAAUAGCACUGCCUCGAGAUGCUCAGGUUCAAAUUGAUGAUGCACUUAGUGAGCUAGAGUCAAAUGAUUUUGGAGGAUAUAAUGAUGAUGAGGAUUGUCAACGUUUAUACUCCAUAAUUGGGUCAUGUUUAUUUUACAAGGGUUAUCUUCUAGCCUCCCACAUGACCAGAGAGGAUCUGAUGGACGUCAAUGCAUUCUGUCGCCACAAUGGUCUGUUGUCCUUAGGCAGAGUAGAGAGUGUAAGAAAUGUUGUGGUGUGGAAGGAGGUAUACCCCGCAUCCUGUAACAGAGGACUGCCUACCCUUACACUCACUUACUUCCUUCCUCAAGGGCGCUGGUUUCUGCUUCUGGUGGGCCAGGAGGAAUCUUUAUUAGCAGUUCUCUUGGAAUCAGGUGGAUGUACUGUUAAAAUUGAAGGAAAUCCUGGUCCAGAGCCAAUAUUUGUGAAACAAGCUCAAGCCACUCUCCAACAUAUGAAAGAGAUAGAAGUGCUGUCCCUGGCAGAGAAAUGGAUACAAAACGAAUGUAGACUCCAGACAAUGUGCCCAGACAGUCAGUGCAAGUCACCACCUCGGGACCUCUCAGUCAACACUUCCUGUCCACCUGACUUCUCUCCCAAGUCAACACCAAGUCCUGGGCCCAAAACAAGAAAUCUCAAGAAACAGUCCCCGCAUGGUGGAUCAUCAAUCUUUGUGAAGAAAGACUUGUCCUUUGAAGGCAUCGAUAUCUCGUCCUUCUGUCAAGAUAAUAUAUGUGAGGGUGCAGCAGCUAGGCUACUUAGCCUUAAUCUUGUUAUUCUUAGCAUCUACCGUACACCACUGAUACUGGCAACCGGUCAGUACGGAAAUAGUGUCUCAACUAUUUCACACCUUAGCAACUCUAAAAGCGAAGAUGUGUUUGGUCUGUCAAACUAUGUUGUAAAAACUGUUGGCCAGUACGAGACGUCUGAGGACUCAACCAGUCAGGCAGCAAGCAGUGUAGUCAGUGAUGAGGGUGCACCAAUAUUAGGCCGCCGUGCCGAGAGAGAACGUGAUAGACUUUCUGAUUCUGAUUUCUCGGAUGACUCAGACUGGACUCCUUUUAAGGAGCAAGGAGGAUUUGGUAGCAGAUUAUUUGAUUUAUCCGAUUUGGGGAAAAAUCUUCUUUCAGAUAUUGAGUAUUCAUUGCCAAUGAGGCUUACUGCUGGAGAACAAAACACCCUGUUCUAUUAUGUCCAUUUGGAUUGUACUGAAGGUGUACUUCUGUGCUCUCCAACAAGUUCAAACUCUGGCCGCCUAAAAUUGAUACUGGACAACUUUCGAAUGAUGGCACCAUUGAUUCAUGAUCUGUUACAAAAUACAAUGAGAUUCAAGAAGUUAAAAGUCCAGGAAGUUUCUGAUUGUUUGAUAAACAAAACAUUAAUUGCAAACAAGGAACAUGCCAUGUUGUUUGAAUGUCCACCUGCUAAGAAUGAAUCAUCAAAAAAGUUGGCGUCUCUGACCUACUGGGUAGUUGGGAGAUUAUUUUUCAUGCCACAGCCUCGUGAAGUUUACAUCUGUUAUCAAGAUUUAGCUCCCCAAAAUCUUGUGGAAAUUGCUUUCAGGCUUGCAUUAAGUGCCUCAGGAUAUAAAUUAGGUUAAAAAGUAUUAAUAUAAGAUUUUGUGAAUAGUGAUUUGGGAAAAAUUGACCAUCUGUUUAACUUUUUUAUUGUGAAUUUUAUGAAAAAUUAAUAAUUGGUAACAAAGUUGACAUUUAAGAGAUUAAAACUGCUCAAUACAAAAAUUAAAUAAAAAUUAGUAAUAGAUAUUUAAUAUAUGAUGCAAAAGAACAAAAUAUUAGUUAGGUAAUUAUAAUUGUAGGUAAGAAAAUAUUUUGACCUUGUGUUUAACAUGGAAUCAAAACUUUUAAACUUAUUUUAUUGUCGUACUUAUAAGCAUUUCAACUUUGCCUUCUUGUCUGUGAUAAAUUAGUAGUAUUAGUAUAAUAGAUUUGUAAGUCUAAGCUGGGGUAAAUAAUUUUUAUGGUUUAAAACAUACAUCUCCAGAAGGAUACAUUAAAAUUACGUUCCAUAGUGGAACAGGGCGUGGGGUGCA
Messenger RNA from Homalodisca vitripennis (glassy-winged sharpshooter), 3580 nucleotides. It is a transcript of the gene in, whose product is annotated as protein inturned. Lineage: Eukaryota; Metazoa; Arthropoda; Insecta; Hemiptera; Cicadellidae. Gene Ontology annotation, biological process: nervous system development; cilium assembly; establishment of planar polarity. The record is from RefSeq and is a predicted model, not a curated record. Gene Ontology annotation, cellular component: cytoplasm; cilium. Gene Ontology annotation, molecular function: protein binding.